Effrenium voratum is the source of this 2050-nucleotide messenger RNA. The record is from the annotation of a GenBank genome assembly. Lineage: Eukaryota; Dinophyceae; Suessiales; Symbiodiniaceae.
UGAGUUCUGAAGCUCCGUUGCGCGUUAAUCAUGGUAUUGCUUUGAUGUAAAUUGCUAGUUGAGUCUAGACAUGCGUCGCCGCUGCUUGCGCUCACUGGCUAUUGGGUGUGUGCUGGCUGCACACAGCUUAAGAGGCGCUGUGGGCGCUUUCCUGGUGCCAACGCCUCCACCGCGGGUAGGAUUUACAGGCCGCCAUGCUUCUCGACGAGAAGGGCCAGUGCCAGCGUCACAACUGGAGGAUUUGGUCGCGAAUGCCAAGAGCAUGAUCUUUGCGGUGGUUCCCCAAGGCCCACAGGCCGAGAUCCCCCGCAACAUCAUGGCGGGCUUCGCGGUGGCGCUGGCCAUGAUUCCGGAGUCAGUUGCCUUCGCCUUCGUGGUGGGUGUCACACCCAUCGCCGGACUUUGGAGCGCAGUGUGCUUGGGUUUCCUGGCCGCUGCCUUCGGAGGGCGCCCGGGCAUCGCGUCCGGGGCUGCGGGGUCCACGGCGGUGGUCAUGGCGGCGCUGGUGGAUUCACAUGGCAUCAGCUACCUGAGUGCCGCGGUGAUGCUUGCAGGCAUAAUGCAGAUCACGGUAGGCGUUCUGCGCUGGGGGAAGUUCAUCAAGUUGGUGCCGCAUCCUGUCAUGUUGGGCUUUGUGAACGGCCUGGCCAUCGUCAUUGCCAACGCGCAGCUCUCCCAUUUCUUCGACCCUGCCACUGGCGCACUGCUGGCCGGCGCGAAAGGUGCCUCGAUGUUGGGAUUGACUGCGUUAUCCAUGGCGCUGGUGAAGCUCUUGCCACGGCUGACCACGGCGGUUCCCUCGAGCUUACUCACGGUGGUAUUGAUCACGGUGCUCACAAAGGUCUUCCACUUGCCGGCCCAAACACUCAGCGAUAUCGCCGGGGCGGAGACCUUUCGCGGGGGCCUGUCGGUGCUGCCACACUUCGGCCUGGCGCAAGUGCCCUGGGGCUCUUGGCAGACCUGGCGCGUCCUGCUGCCCUACAGCGCCACUAUGGCCGCCGUAGGCCUCAUUGAAUCGCUGCUCACGCUGCAGCUGGUGGAUGGUUUGAUGGAUGAUGGGAAACGAGGAGACACCCGCAAGGAGUGUAUUGGCCAGGGCCUUGGCAAUAUUGCCAGUGGCCUCACCGGCGGCAUGGGCGGAUGUGCCAUGAUUGGCCAGACCCAGGUGAACAUCCAGGCGGGCGCCCGUGGCCGCCUGGCGGGUAUCUCCAUGGCGCUGCUGCUGGGCCUGGGCAUCGUGGCGGCGGCCCCGGCGCUCGGCCAAGUGCCAGUCGCGGCGUUGGUGGGCAUCAUGUUUGUUGUUUGCGAGUCGACCUUCGCAUGGUCCAGCCUGCGGCUCAUGCGCAAGAUACCCAGAUCAGAUGCAGCGACUGUAGUUAUCGUCUCUCUCGUCACGGUGUGGCAAGACCUGGCGGACGGCGUGGUUGUGGGCACUAUUGUGUCAGCCCUGUGUUUCUGCUGGAAGCAAAGCACGAAUCUUUGGGUAGAGACCAGCGAGGGUUAUAGUGGCUUCAUCAAGACCUACAAGUUGCACGGCUUGCUCUUCUUCGGUUCAACGCAGUCGUUUGCCGAUUUGUUCCGAAUUCAGGAGGACCCGCAAGAGGUCGUCUUGGACUUUGCCGCGAGUCGGGUGUUGGACCACUCAGCGCUGGAAGCCAUCAAUAACGUGGCGGCCAAGUACGGUGAGCUGGGCAAAACCUUGCAUUUGGUGCAUUUGUCCUCCGACUGUGCGGGCCUGCUGGAGAGAUUAAACUCCGGAACUAUGCCUCCCUACGAGAUCAUUGAGGUCGAUGAAGCCACGGACCCUAUCUAUGAGGUCGCGGAGGAGAGCAGAUACUACCGAGACCUGAAAGCCCCGGACGCGCCAAAGCGGAAGGACGGCCAAGCAGACGUGUCUUUAGACGAGGAAGACGAGGAUUUCGAUGACACUGAAGACCCGGAAGCCUGGGAGGACGACCUGCGCUAAUGCCGAAAACGGAAUGGGCCAAGCCAUGCCCAUGCAGCUUUGGCUGUAGAGAAAGGAAGCAACAAAAUGGGAAAGUCCAGCCAG